AUGAUGAAGCAACAGACUGCCAAAUAAAAUUUACAAGCAGCUUAAGCAAAUUAACUGGGAGGUUAGGCAACAAUAGCUAUACCAUCUUCAAAUACGCCAAAUCUUUAGUAACAAAAAGCGUAACAAGGUUCUUAGUAAAAUGUGCAAUAGCAAUAAUAAUAGGUAAUUAACUAGUAAAAGUAUUAAGAUAUGAAACGGAUUGAAGACUAUACCUUUUGUCUUAGUGAUUUAGUAGGUAAAGGAGCUUCAGGUACAGUUUAUUUAGGAGAGAAUAGUGUCACAAAAGACUUAGUGGCAAUUAAAGUAAUAGAUUUGCAUUAGGUAAAAGAUGAAUAUACUUGGGGAUUGAUAUGUUCUGAAAUAGAUAUUAUGAAAAAGCUCAAGUGCGAAAAUGUAGUUAAGUUAAUUGAUGUUUUUUAAACCUAAAAUAAUGCAUACAUCAUAACUGAAUUAUGUGAAGAUGGAGAUUUGGUAGAUUUUAUGAAAAGAAAUGCAGGAAAAAUCCGUCAAAAUUAAGCAGUUAAAAUUAUUACUGACAUUCUCAGAGGACUUUAAGAACUCGCAAAGCAUGGUAUUAUUCAUAGAGAUUUAAAACCUGCCAAUAUUUUGAUAUCAAAGAAGGAUGUCUUUAAAAUUACUGAUUUCGGUUUUGCUCGUAUGGUAGAAAAAACCGAUUACUUAAUGACAUCCUUAGUGGGAACACCCUUGUAUAUGUCUCCUUAAAUUCUAAAAAGAUAAAUGUAUACUUCCAAGUGCGAUGUUUGGAGUAUAGGUCUAAUUUUCUAUGAACUGAUUUAUGGUCAAACUCCUUGGCCUAGCAAUUCCGUUAUUGAUUUAGUAAAUAAUAUGUUUUCAAACCCACUCAAAUUCCCUAAUGUAGGGUAAGCUGGCGAUGUCAUUCUUGAAGAUGUAAAGGACUUUAUUAAAGGCUGCUUAAAAUUCGAAGAAGCUGAUCGUUUAGGUUGGGAAGAGGUAUACAGACAUUCUUUAUUUAAAGAUGUUUUAUACGCUUAUGCAUAAAAAAGCCCUAACAAUACUAGCAUAGCUACAAACAAUCCUUUCUCAAAUUAAGAUGAUAGAGGAUCUUAACUCAAAUCUCCUAAUAAUCAUAGGGAUAGUCUAAAUAAGAAGGGAAGCUUUAUUAGCUCAUUUUAAACAUCAUUUAUGACAACUUACACAAGUUCAGGAAAUUCAAAUACAACUAAAAAUGCAAAAGGAAAUAAUAACUCAAAUAGUUAUCAAAGUAAAUAAUAAAAUAAUCUAUAUUCUAAUUAAAAACAAGCAAAGGGUGGAUCUUCGUCAUCACAAGGUUAAAAAUAAUAGUAGGCAGCAUAAUCAGGAAAUACAAAUAGUCAAUUAAAUACAAUAAAUGCAAAUUCUAACAAUUAAAAUAUAAUCAAUGGUGCUUUAAAUUCUAAUAACAACAAUACAACUCUCUCUAGCAGCACUAAUUCGUCUAAUAAUAAUACUUAGAACGCUAAUUAAGUUCAAGGCAUAGCAGCAGGUAACAAUAACAAUAUUUAAUCAAUUUUAAAUAAAGAUUUCAAUUAAAAGACUAAAACAAAUUCUAGAUAAAGUACUCCUUCUAUAUAAAAGCAAGCUACAAAUCAAAGUUCAUAACCUAUUUAACCAGCUAACCCAGCUGGAGUUAACGAUGCUAAAAACUAAAAUAAUUUUGAGAGCAGCUAGCAAUCAACUCCAAGAUAGUAAAGCAAAUUAGGAAACCAAUACUAAACAGCAGCAAAAUUAGCUAAUAUAAAUAAUGCAACAAUUCCUUAGUCUGGGUCUUUUAUAGCAAAUUCCCCAGCUAAUAACUAUCAGCCUGCUUAAUAGCAAAUAUAAUGCUAGCAACCUAGUAGUUUUAAUGUUUAAAAUAGGUAGUCUUAAAUAAAUUCGCCUCACUUAAAGGACAAGAAAGCUAAUGGAUAAGCAACAUUAAAUUAAGCUACUUCCUCUUUUUUAUAACAAAAUAUUUCAUCUUAAUCUUAAAAUAAGUUAGAAAAUAUGAGGUAAUAAUACAAAAAGCAAGUUAAGGAUAAAAAAUCUAGUGAUUAUUAAUAUGGCCAAGGAAGUAUUCACAACUUACCAAAUGAAAAUUAGAUUAAUAACAACGUGGUUCCAAUAUGUAAUCAUAGCGGUGUGGUUUAUGGUAGCAUUAAUUCUAAUCCAUCAGAAAAAUCUAAUGUAACUGCUGCAGGAACAGCUACUUCAUCAAAUUCUUCAUCAUCUUUCAAUUUCAUCCAUAAAAGAUAAAAAUCUGCAAGAGAUGUUAUUUCUAAUUAUAACUCAGCUUAAAAUAAUUUUUACAUUCCCCUCACAAGUCCUACUAAGCAUUAAGCAUAAUCAGAUAAAUAUAGAAUCUUGACUGAGCCUAAUCAGAUGAAUGAAUGUAAAGAUAACUUCUCUCCAAACAAAAAUAAUACAAUCAUGGGCAUAAAUAGAGAAAGUAAUUUUUAAAACUCGUAAGGUAAUCAAAAUUAACUGCCUUAGAGUUCUUCAAGUCCGCUAUCUACAGAGCCUUCUUAAAAUCCAGUUCCGACUGUUUUGAUUACAUUAGGUUCUAUGAAUUAAAUUAUCGGAGGUAAUUCUAUAAAUAAUGGCAGAGUAAACUCACCUACCAAGACAGAGUAGGUGUCUGGUAACAUGCUUAAUUUUAGUAAUGAUCAUAGCUAAUCAGAAAUUAAUUCGUUAUACUCUAAUCCAUAAUUAAAUAACCAAAUUCAAAUUUAAAGAGUAGGUUAAGGAGUAAUUAACUUAGAAUAAUCAGGAACUCCUGAAAAAUAAGUGGGACUUUAACUGAAGUAGUGCUUUUAUUAGUAAAAAGGAUACUUGAAAAAUAAUACUAGAUCAAUUACCCCAACAAUGUCUGCUUCAGCUUAGAAAGGUAUAUCUCCAAACACUUCUAAUAAUACACCAAAGGUGAGCUAGCACUCUGAUACUGGAAAUAAAGACAAUAAUGGACUAAGUAAUUCAAAGAAAGCUCUUUCUAAUUUUAAUAAGUUUGCUACUUUUGUAUAUAAUACUGAAGACAGAGGAUCUAAGCUGUCAUCUAAUAGUAACUAUAUCAGCAGUAAUUCUCAUCAAAAUGCAUCUCAAUCAAGUAAAAAUAGUAAUGGUAAAAGGUAAAAGUUUAAUAAUAGACUUUCAUAGCAAUAGUAAUAAAGCUAAAUAUAAACUAUGACAACAAGUAAACUUUCUGAUCCAAAAUCAAACCUAAACAUAAAUAACUUUAACAGUAGCAAUACUGAAUCGUACUAAAGCUUUGAUCCUUUCAAGACUGCAGAUUAGGUGUUGAUAAAUAACUUCGCUGUAUAUGAUGAAUCUCUAAAUUCAAGUGGUUCCCCAAAAAAUUAUGAUAAAUAAUAAUAAGAUAAUUUAAUUGAUUAAUAGCAGGUAUUAGUUGCUUAGAAUCUAAAUAGGCCAUAACAUAACUAUGUUUAGCUAAAUUUAAACUCUUCUAACUCAGGAAAUAUAGCUUAUAAUUUAUAAUCAGAUAAAAAAUUUAAUAGCAGUUAAUCUCCUUCAAUUAAAGGUGCUAAUUAGGGACUUAAUGGAAAACAAAAUCACGUUCCAUGCUAAUAUAAAUCAUAUGAUUUUUCUAAUUAGAUUUAAAAAGCCGAUGAAGGAGUCAACACUUAAAAAAUAAAUUAAAUUAAUUUAAACUAAGGAAGUUAAAUGAACUAAGCUUAGUCACCUACAAAUUAGUAAAAGAAUUCCUUAUGUUUAGUACCUUAGAUUGUUUAAUGCAGAUUAGAUGAAUAAUCAUAAAACGAUAAUAAAAAUAGUGAUACAAAUAGCGAAAAAUCACCUUAACAUAUUUUAAAUAACCCGAUAAUAAAUUUGAAUAGAAGAGAAAUUAGCAGCUAGCAGAAAUAAUAAAUUACUCAAGUUAAUUUAAACUAUCCUUUAAAUAUGAAGAAUAUAUUAGGAACUACUACCUAGCCAGGUAAUUCUUAAUACUUAGGAUCUCCUGCUACUAAUAAUUCGAAUAUAUUUUCAUAAUUAUAUAACUUAGAAAUAGGAAAUUAGUAAAUAAAUUCAGCUACAAAUCAUGUUGCUGUCAACUUAGUCAAUCCUUCAUCCUACCAAAGUCCUAUUAUUGAAAACAAAUCUGUUUCAAGUAAUGUUGCAAGCUCAUAAGCAAUGACUCCUCUAGAUUUAAAGAAAACACAUUCAGAUUUUCUUUCUCCUCAACUGAAAAAUAAUAAAUUUUCUUUUGACUCUAGCUCAAUCAAUAUAACUCCAUAAGCUCACACAACAACAAAUCAAUAAAAUACUUAAAUCAUUCAAUAAAACUAAAGCAAUCCAAUGCACAAUAGGUAUGCUUAAAAAAGUAGUGAUUUUACUUCCUUUCAAAGUAAUUUUAUCAAUUCUCUCGUAUAGUAAGAAAAUUACUCAAGCUCUGAUAUCCUUAAUAAUUAUCUCAAUUUCUGCAAACUUUUAUCUAAUUUAGUGCGUAUAAUAAAUAACAGUAAUUUCGAUAAAAUGGCAUUCUAAUCAAGCAAUUUCUUGUUAGAAAAGAUUACUUUCAUCCUCCUAAAAAAUGCAAUGAUCAAACUAACUAAAGUUAAUGAUAAAAUGUAUGCAAAUGGAGAAAAUAUAUUUAAUUUAAACGACUGGAAUACAUUUAAAAUUUCUGGAAAAUACACUGAAAUGCAAACCUCUUUCUUCCUUUUGUACACUGAAAUUCAAAGCAGUUUUGAAUAAGAAUGGAAUAAAGGAAAUAAUCACUCUACAUAAUCCCAAUAAAUAAAUUAAGAUUACUCCUUCGUGUAGUUAUUCAACAAAGAUAUGACAGAUGAUGUAAGAUUCUAUUCUAUCUCUCUAAGUUUUGUUAAAUCUUUCAUUCAGCUGUUGAAUUAAAAACUCUCAAUGAAUCCUUAAACUUCGCUAUAAAAUAUAAAUCCUAUAUUCACUGAUAAAAAUGAUAUUGUAGCAGUAACUCUCCUAAAUGACUUCCUUGAAUACCAUGAAAUAUUAAAAACUAAUCUUAUCAGCAUGGAUUCCUUUCACAAUUAAAUUUUUACUAAAUUUAAUACUUUCUUGUCAAAAUUUAACAACACAUAUAAUUACCUUACUCUAGUCUCUAAAAAUUUUGAUGCUCAAUUUAUUACUAAUCUUUAAAUAAAACUCAAAAGCAUUACACCCUGA
Tetrahymena thermophila SB210 is the source of this 5151-nucleotide messenger RNA. Its product is annotated as Serine/Threonine kinase domain protein. Gene Ontology annotation, biological process: autophagy; peptidyl-serine phosphorylation; protein autophosphorylation. NCBI's taxonomy places the organism in Eukaryota, Ciliophora, Oligohymenophorea, Hymenostomatida, Tetrahymenidae. Gene Ontology annotation, cellular component: autophagosome; cytoplasm. The transcript has a single exon. The record is from RefSeq and is a predicted model, not a curated record. Gene Ontology annotation, molecular function: protein serine/threonine kinase activity; ATP binding.